Messenger RNA from Eleginops maclovinus (Patagonian blennie), 2529 nucleotides. Its product is annotated as cyclic nucleotide-gated channel cone photoreceptor subunit alpha-like. NCBI's taxonomy places the organism in Eukaryota, Metazoa, Chordata, Actinopteri, Perciformes, Eleginopidae. The record is from RefSeq and is a predicted model, not a curated record. The transcript is spliced from 8 exons. The coding region runs from base 143 to 1987 and encodes 614 amino acids. Gene Ontology annotation, cellular component: plasma membrane; intracellular cyclic nucleotide activated cation channel complex. Gene Ontology annotation, biological process: monoatomic cation transmembrane transport. Gene Ontology annotation, molecular function: cGMP binding; intracellularly cGMP-activated cation channel activity; intracellularly cAMP-activated cation channel activity.
GGAGCUCCUCACAGCAGGGGGCUGUUGUCCACAGCCGUCAGCAGGAUCUCAGUGAGUGCUCAGCAGCCUCGGGGUGUGAUAUGAUGGGACUUAGCUCGGCCUGACUUCUCGUCCCCCUCUGAACGGACUCACAUUCAGACUGAUGGCGACCCAGGACCAGACGCCUUCAGGGAGGACAGGACUGCUGUCCAGGCUGUCCCACAUGAUGCACUUUGGGGGGAGCAGCGUGGGCCCUGCAGAGGACAGGAGGAGCAGUGAUGGUCGGUUGGCGUUGGCUGCCCAAAACAUGAACAACAGCAACAACAAUGAUGGUAAAAAAGAUGACAAGAAAGAGGAACCCAAAAAGGAUGAUAAGAAAGAGGAACCCAAAAAGGACGCAAAGAAAGAGGAACCCAAAAAGGAUGAUAAGAAAGAGCCACCGAAGGAGUCGUGGGUCAUGGACCCUGCCACAGAUCUGUACUAUUACUGGCUGUCGUUAAUAUCCAUGCCAGUGUUCUACAACAUGAUGCUCCUGGUGGCCAGGGCGUGUUUUAAUGAGCUGCAGUAUAAAAACACGACACUGUGGCUGGUUCUAGACUACGUGUCAGAUGGCCUCUACGUGAUGGACACCAUUAUGAGAGCCAGAACAGGUUUUCUGGAGCAGGGUCUUCUUGUGAGAGAUACGAAGGUCCUGAAAGAGAGGUACAUGAAGACACGGCAAUUCAAACUGGACAUCAUGUCCAUUCUCCCCACAGAUAUUAUAUUCCUCCAGAUAGGAAUUAACAACCCUGAGUGGAGGUUCAACCGCCUCUUCAGGUUGGGCCGACUCUUUGAGUUCUUUGACCGGACUGAAACUCGAACUAAUUUCCCCAACAUCUUCCGAAUUGCUAACCUUGUCCUGUACAUCCUCAUCAUCAUCCACUGGAAUGGCUGCCUCUUCUUUGCCAUCUCCAAGACGCUCGGCUUCGGCUCAGACACCUGGGUGUAUCCGUCAAUGAAGAACCCCGAGUAUGCUCGUCUGGCCAGGCAAUACAUCUACUGCUUUUACUGGUCCACCCUGACCCUGACCACUAUAGGGGAGACACCCCCCCCAGUCAGAGACAUCGAGUACUUUUUUGUAGUAGCAGACUUCCUCACUGGUGUUUUGAUCUUCGCCACAAUCGUAGGUAAUGUCGGAGCCAUGAUUUCCAACAUGAAUGCUGCACGUGUGGAGUUCCAGGCUAAGAUUGACUCUAUAAAGCAGUACAUGCAAUUUCGUAAGGUCACAAAAGACCUGGAGAUAAGGGUGGUGAAGUGGUUUGACUACCUGUGGACGGAGGAGAAAACCUGUGAUGAGAAGCUGGUGCUGAAGAACCUGCCGGACAAGCUGAAGGCUGAGAUAGCCAUCAACGUACAUCUGGAGACCCUGAGGAAAGUGCGCAUCUUUCAGGACUGUGAAGCAGGUCUGCUGGUCGAGCUGGUUCUGAAACUACAGCCUCAAGUCUUCAGUCCUGGUGACUACAUCUGUAAAAAGGGGGACAUUGGCAGGGAAAUGUACAUCAUUAAAGGAGGAAAGCUGGCUGUGGUGGCAGACGAUGGGGUUACCCAGUUCGUGGUGCUCAGUGACGGAGCGUACUUUGGAGAAAUCAGCAUCCUCGGUAUAAAGGGCAGCAAGGCAGGAAACAGGAGAACGGCCAACAUCCGGAGUGUGGGCUACUCUGAUCUGUUCGCCCUGUCCAAAGACGAUCUGAUGGAGGCCCUCAUUGAGUAUCCUGAUGCUAAAUAUUUGCUGGAGGAGAAAGGAAAGGCCAUCCUGAUGAAAGAUAAUCUCAUCGAUGAGUCGCUCGUCAACGCGACUGACGCCAAAGACUUGGAGGAUAAAGUCAACAAGGUGGAAGCCAGUUUCGAUAUCAUGACGAUCAAAUUUCGAAAGCUGACGAGCCAGUUUGAGUCGUCCCAGCGUAAACUCAAGCAACGACUCACUAACAUGUCCAACCAGGUCCGAACCCUGAAAGAGCCUGAUGAGUAGACCUUCUCAGGGCUUCCACUCUCCGUGUGAGGUCAUCCAGCAGGACUGUAGCGGACGCUGGGGACACACCACAUGACCAUUGUUCCCAUAUGUGGUCAAAUAGAAAGGUUAUAUUGAAAGUGUCCCUCAGACAUUCAGGGCUCACCAAACACUCUGAAGGUACCAACAGGAAAGCGACCCCCUCCCAAAGAGUAUAGAAUAUUUGGUCUCGUUAACGUCCUUUAAGAACUUCUCCGAUCACUUAUUUUUUUACCAAUAUAUCAGGCAGUCAGAUUGUUUCUGGUGACAUUCAGCAUGGUUUUAUUGGCAACUCUUACCAGAAGUUCCUGAUUUGUAAGAACUGUUUUGAAUAAAGUGACUCGAAGUCAGUCUGUGAAUAUUUCCAUCAAAAGUGAGUCAUUUUUUAAAAUCUGACUUUUUGGAGUAUUAACAAGGUGGAAGAUAAGACCAGUGUUUGGUAAACGGAGGAGAGGAUAACGGGUGCAAGUGUUCGUUAAAAGAAGAUCAUGUAUUAAGCUUAUAGUCAGAGGUGGGAAGUAACU